Syngnathus acus (greater pipefish) is the source of this 4656-nucleotide messenger RNA. RefSeq names its product zinc fingers and homeoboxes protein 3. NCBI's taxonomy places the organism in Eukaryota, Metazoa, Chordata, Actinopteri, Syngnathiformes, Syngnathidae. Gene Ontology annotation, biological process: regulation of transcription by RNA polymerase II. The record is from RefSeq and is a predicted model, not a curated record. Bases 474 to 3164 code for a protein of 896 amino acids. Gene Ontology annotation, cellular component: nucleus. Gene Ontology annotation, molecular function: DNA binding; DNA-binding transcription factor activity, RNA polymerase II-specific. The transcript has 4 exons.
GAGAUGAAAGGGCUUCUGGAUUUUGGAUGACGCUCCCAAUCACGUGCUCCUAGGAAAUACACUGGCUAUAUUUUUUGGAGCUGCCUCGUCCUGCAUCGCCGACCAUAGUUGUUUUGCAGCGGGCCGGGCAGCUCCUGUCAUGUAAUGUACCUUGCCGUGGUCACUGACGGGUUCACGCUAGUUCGCCGGGUUCACUUGAGGAGAGCCCCCACCCCCUGCUCGCCUCUUCUCCUCCUCAAAGCGCGGCGAUCGGAGCUAAUCCAAUAUUAUUCAUUUAUAUAUUCAUGUCGGAUUCCAUUUUGCCGUGCCGACUGUUGAGGUUCCCUGGGAGCUUUUAAAGUUGGACAAGGGUCCCGCGGCAGCUGAAAGCAUGAAGCAACACUGUGGCUGAUCCAUGACACGAAACUCCGCCCGCCCUCUGCAUCCGACCGGACAAUCAAUCACUCACUUUCCCAUCUCCACAAAGCUACGCGAUGGCCAGCAAGAGGAAAUCCACCGUACCCUGCAUGAUACCAUCCAAAUCCAAACAUGUGCGCGAGGAAAUUUUCCUGGGCUCGCUGCCAGAACUCCUACCCACGAUCCCGGAAGACGGCAUCCUCAGCAUCUCCGGAGAGGAGUCUGGCCACGUCUCUCACAAGUCAUCCAAAUCCGGAUGCAGCAGCGAGGUGCAGAAAGGAGGCACGUACGCCUGUCCCCCGUGCUCUUUCGAGUCCAGAGAUUUGAACUACUUUUUGGAUCACAUGCACAACUACCACCUGGACUUCAGGGCCCAGCCCACUUUCUACUGCCUGAACUGCGCCGUCUCGGUCGUUCGCUUCGAGGCUCUGGCUCUGCAUAACGCCAACACUCAUCCGAAGAUCAUGGAGGGCUCGACGACCGCCUCGCUGAGCGUCAACAAGAGGGACGGCCUCACCACAGUGGAGCAAAGCCUCUUCACCGACAACGGCGACCACUACCGGGAAUCCGGGAUCUCCCUCAGCAAAACCCCCAUUGCCAAGAUGAUGAGAGCCAAGGGAGAGCACAAAAAGAUUGUAGUAUCUCACACCGUGGAAGUAUUGAAGAAAGCCAGUGGGACCGAUGCAGAGCCCAGCAUGCUGACAAAUGUGCCUGAACUCCAAAACGGGGCUCUCAGUCUUUCUGGCGCCCAAGCUAUGCCGAGGACAGCUGUCGGUCACGUGACUGCGACGACGGUGUCCAACCAAGUCUUUCACCAGCACAUUCCCUCCCUGUACUCCCCGCCUUGCUCGGAUUCCAAUAAAGACCUUCCAAAGGUCAUGAUCCCCCUCAGCAGCAUCCCCACCUACGAUGCCGCCAUGGACACCAGCAGCUUUCUAAAGACAUCCUUUGGCAAGUUCCCUUACCCGACCAAAGCUGAGCUCUGCUACCUGACGGUGGUGUCGGAGUUCCCCGAAGAGCAAAUCAAACUGUGGUUCACUGCCCAAAGACUCAAGCAGGGCAUAAGCUGGUCUCCGGAGGAAAUAGAAGAGGCCAGGAGGAAGAUGUUCAACACGGUGUUCCAGGGCAGAGCACCCCAAAAGCAAGCUGCCACACAGCGUCAUGUCAAUCACAUUGUUACUCACCACACCGUAAUGGCCCCUUCGGGUUCCAGAGGACCAAACUUCACCAUGGCUGAAGUCCCCUAUGGUGGAGUGAGAGCCAGGCCCAUCGGAGCCAUCGCCAAGCAGGCCAGCAUGUCAAGCAACCCCCAGGUGACGAGGCUCUCCUACUCCACUCCGCUUCUCGCUCAGAAGGUUCCGUCCCUGGUCAGGACGAUGCCCAUGCCGACCAGGAAUAUUCAGCAAGCCGGCGAGCCGGAGAAGAGCGGCCACGGCGCGGAGGCGGCGUGUCGCAGCAGCAGUAGCAGCAGCACUUGCAGCAGUAGCAGCAGCAGCAUGGCCGGCUAUUCCAGCGGCGCUCCUAGCGCUGAGAAUGCUUCCUGGAAAAACGGCAACAACAGCGGCCCCGCCGACGGCAUCCCCAGCUUCGCUGCCUGCUCCUCCAAAGUUAGCAAUAACGAUUUGCACUAUGUUGCCACUACCCCCAACGACAAGACACGCAAGAGUUUAGUGACGCCACCGGAAGGCUUCAACAGUCACGGCGCCGUGGAAAACACCAGCAACACCAAUCACAACAAUCAUAACAGCGCUGCCGCCAUGGGUCCUCAAGAGCAGGCUGACACCUCGAGGAAGGACGAGCAGCGGCGCAUCAAUCAGAGCAGCGACAGCAGUAUUAGCAAUGAGCAGCGCGCCACCAAAGAUGGCGCUCCCCACCUGAACCACGCCAGCACUUCCACGACUCAAAGCACCACCAGCACCGCCGUCAUCACGCAAAGCAGCUCGGCCGCCACGGACGACGGCAGACGCAGCAGGGAGUUAAGCAUCAAAGGCAUGUCAAUCUUGCAGCAACUUAUCAAGGACGACGACCAUUUUACCGGAAACAGAAGUCGCUCGGAGCAAAAAAUUGAACCCAUCAAAAUCAACUUCAAGAGGCUGAAAAUGAAUGAAAGCGAGAGCGCCUCCGAGACUGCGCAUCAAGAACACAGGUCGGAGAUCGCCGAAGGGUUCUUCUCACCCCCCUGGGCCAACAAGAGCGCCCAGCAGCUGCGCAUCCUCCGCCAGGCUUUCUCCAGCGCACGCUGGCCCAACAGUCAGCAGUACGAGGAGCUGAGCGUACGGACGGGCCUGCCCAAGUCCGAGGUGGUGCGCUGGUUCAGCGACAGCCGCUACAGUCACAAGAACGGGCAGCUCAAGUGGCUGGAGAGCUACCUGCAGCCGGCUGUGGAUGCAGAGGAGGCCGGCGGCAGGGGAGACCUCCAAGCCACACUGCAGAUGAAGCAGCAGACGGCUGCCAAACAGAAACAUCUUGCCGUGAACAAAGCCCUCCAAGGAGAAGGCGAAAUAAACACUGACCAGCGGCUUCGAUGGCAGGAUUUCAACUCGCCGCUGCACGCGCUGAUGGCGGCCGAGGGAAGCGGCGAGCUCAUCAGAGCUGAGACAUCCGCGCAGCCGGGAGUCUUGAAGGACGCCUGGCCGGAAAGAGACCGCCGUCAGCAGCAGCAGCAACAGCACCAGCAGCAGCUAACUGCCACUCAGCCAAUUAUUGAACAACCCAAUGAUGCCAAUCAGACCAGGGAUCGCCUGAGGAUGGAGCUGCUGGAGGUGUGAUGAAGUCGCCGGCGUACAAGGCUGGUUCGCUCCCGAAAUGAGUGUUUGUAAUGACAGCAAAUGUGAUUGUAGCUGGACCGUAAGACUCUGACUGUAACUGUGAAUACCCCCCACCCCCCUUCUCCUUCUCCCAUCCUCUUCCUCCUCCAUCUGCCAUCACUUCCUCCCAUGUCAGAAGAAAGAACUUCUCACCUUCUUCAGUCCUGUGAUGUUUCAGCCUUUCAUGCUUCUUUGUGGUCGUGUGGGGAGGGUGCACAAUGAGGUCAGUGUGAGGGAUCAAAGAAAAGAAAGAGAAGACGCACACUGACUGGAAAACUGACUUGAAUGAACAAAAAUAGGACGGGAUAAGGCCGAGAGAUAAUGUUUUGGGGUCAGCGCCGGAAAUCUAUAUACAGUAUAUGAUCGAAACUGCACUAUAAAAACGGGGUUGUACUGACUGAAUGGACAAAAGAUGUGUCAAAGAAAUGUUAUUGUUGGCUUUGUGAUAUUUUUUACUUUUUUAGCAACCAGUACUUCAGCACUGCCUUGACUUUUACGUUUUUUUUUGCUUUUUUGUUCCGAUUCUCUUUACUUUUCUAGUCACUGUAAGUCCAGAUGCAAUCAAACAUGUUUUAUUUAGACCUGUAUCAAUGUUGGUGAUCACUUUGUGGUUCGGCUACACGCAAGAGACUAUAACAAUGCACUAAUGAAGACAGCAAUGCUCAAAAUCCCACUGCCCCACUGCAAAGGUAUUGACAGCUUUGCCCGGAUCAAUAACCUACAAAGCCCUUGCAAGCUGAACAGAGACAAGCCUGUCACGCUAACGUUGCCUUACUCAGCUCUGUCUAUGUGUUUAUGGCCUGUUUGUCGCAUCAGCUCGCUUUCCAGCUACUGCGCUUUCUGUAAAAAGUUCAAGAAAAAAAAAAAAGCAGAGAGGGGGAGAAAAAAAAAAAAAAAAGCCAGUGCAUCAAGGAUCGCUCGCUGUUGGUCUCUAUCUGUGAAAAAUCGUGUGCUGCUUUCUGUACACUUUGGAGAUGUUUUAAUAUGAGCUGUAACUGUAAUAUUGUAUCAAAUCUUGUGACUGGCCAAUUGUCUUUUGAAAGCUAAAUUACCAAUUGGAUCUUUUGACACUGACAGAGUGAGAUCUGGAGCUAGCUAGAGAGCCAAAUGGGGAGAAAUUCUCUUCUGAAUUUCCUUGUUUAUAUAAACAUACAGUCACUACAUGGAUAUCCUAUUAAGCUGCAUCCUUGUCAAGCUGCUAAUAGCUAAGAACGGUGCUAUACCAUCCAAAGUGAAAUUGGAGGUUCAUCUCCUACCAGCAGUGUAUGCACUUGUGUCGAAUGUUACAAAUUUAUUUUGGUUUGAGAUAAAUAAAAUCUGGACUUACGGUGUAAUGAUCGCUUACAAAAAAAAAAAAAGAACUUUUAUGAAAUAGCCUGAUCAUAAAGCACUGUUGUAUCAUCCUUUCUACACUUUCUCUGAAUCUUUACAGAAUAAACUGAAUACUCACCAA